AUGGUGACAUCCAGUGGAAGGAAACUGGAAGAAGGAUGUGGGACACCCAUCUAUCACUCUCAAGACAACAGGGAGUUCAACCUGUUGGACUUCAGCCACCUGGACAGCAGGGACCUGGCGGUGAUGGUUGCUUCCAUGGCGUACAACACUUGGUUCACCAAACUCUACUGCAAAGACAUGCGCAUUGGGUCAGAGGUGGUGGAGCAGGUCCUUCACACCGUCAGUAAGUCCAGCAGUCUGGAAGAACUCACUCUGGAGAACGCUGGCCUCAAAUCAGAUUUCCCUCAGAAAAUGGCGACAGCUCUGUCUGAAAACCCUGCCUCUGUGAUCCACUCACUCAACCUGGCCCACAACCCCCUGGACAACCAAGACGCCGUGUACUAG
Oncorhynchus gorbuscha (pink salmon) is the source of this 384-nucleotide messenger RNA. Its product is annotated as capping protein, Arp2/3 and myosin-I linker protein 3-like. The transcript has 6 exons. The record is from RefSeq and is a predicted model, not a curated record. Gene Ontology annotation, biological process: regulation of Arp2/3 complex-mediated actin nucleation; cell migration. NCBI's taxonomy places the organism in Eukaryota, Metazoa, Chordata, Actinopteri, Salmoniformes, Salmonidae. Gene Ontology annotation, cellular component: lamellipodium; plasma membrane. Bases 1 to 384 code for a protein of 127 amino acids.